CUACCAUAAUAUUGCAUCACUCGCGCGCCCUUAUACAUUCUUACGAGCUCCCAUUGAGCUUGCAGAAGGCUUGCCGAUGCGGUCAAGACCUCGCAAGCUGUUUAAACCACCCGAAAUCUCAAUCACGAAUAUUCUGCCUCUUCGGCGGGCAUUUUUGGCUUGCGUCAUACCUAGACAGCAGGGGAUAGGGAUACCUACAACUCCAAUUCACCCGUCGCCGUCGCCGUAAUGUCACAUAGCAAACGCAACACUUCGCGUGCCGUCUUUACCUCGCAUGAGCGGGAUCUUGCGCGGCGGGCGUGGGGUGAGAACACGGCCCGGCUGACGCGCGAGAGCUACCUGCCUUUCGCCUCAUGCGUCCUGUGCCUCGAGGUCGCGCGAGACCCCGUUGCCUGCGCGCACGGCGACCUCUUCUGCCGCGAGUGUGCCCUCAGCAACAUUCUAGCCCAGAAGAAGGAAAUCAAGCGGCUCGAGCGCGCGCGCGAGCAGGAGGAGCGCGAGGCCGAGGAGACCCGCAAGCAGCAGGAGGAAGAGGCCCACGAACGCGCCGUUCGCGAGUUCGAGCUGACCCAGAUCGGGCUCGAAGCGAAGGUAAAGAACAGGAACGACGCGGCUACCAGCAGGAGUGGUAACACUGUCAGGGGGUCAGAUAGCAAUGGUCGCGGCGAGGGCAGCCCCCCAGCGACGGAGAACCCCGACAGCAGCGCGAAACCGGAACGCAACGGGAAGCGCAAGUUCGAGAUGGACGAAGAGGAGCUGGCACGGAUAGCACGGGAGGACCGGGCAAAGGCACGAAGAGCUAUCGACGAGGAGACGGCGUCGAGGCCCACGCUCCCGUCGUUUUGGACGCCGUCCGUCACGCCGUCCUCCAACACGAGACACGCGCUGCACGAGAUAGUGAAGAAGGCGAAGAGCACGCCCAUGUGUCCGGGGUCGCACGAGGACGCGCCCCAUCCGUACUCGCUGCACACGCUCAUCACCGUCAACUUUGCCGAGGAGGAGGAGGAGGAUCCCGUCCAGAGCAGAAGCAGGGCAGGGGAUGGGGACGGCAAGAAGAAGACGCGGGCGCGGGUAUGUCCGUCUUGCAAGAAGGGCCUCAGCAAUGCCUCGAAGGCGAUGCUUGCGAAGCCUUGCGGACACGUCGUGUGCCGGAGCUGUGUCGAUAAGUUCAUGCGGCCCUCGCAUCAGCAUCGCCAUCAUCACGAUCCCCACGCGCCCGCAGACGAGGCCGAACGGCUGCGGUGCUACGUCUGCGAGGCAGAUCUCACCGAGGACAAGACGAAGAAUAGUGGCAACAAAGACGGUAACAGGGAGAAAGGUGCUAGGAAGAAGGAGAAGGAGAAAAUACAACCGGGACUUGUCGAGCUGAGGAGCGAAGGCACGGGAUUCUCAGCCGGGGGCGCGAACCAGGUACAGAAGUCUGGCGUAUCAUUUCAGUGCUAG
Messenger RNA from Durotheca rogersii, 1443 nucleotides. RefSeq names its product ENOS interacting protein. The record is from RefSeq and is a predicted model, not a curated record. NCBI's taxonomy places the organism in Eukaryota, Fungi, Ascomycota, Sordariomycetes, Xylariales, Xylariaceae. Gene Ontology annotation, cellular component: nucleus. The transcript is spliced from 2 exons. Gene Ontology annotation, molecular function: ubiquitin protein ligase activity. Bases 229 to 1443 code for a protein of 404 amino acids.